AUAUAUAGUCGAGUGGCGCGACGUGAGGGAGGAAGAAGUAACGUCGUAGAAAUUUAUCGUCGAGGUUAAAUUUUGCUCACACGAGCUUUUACACCUGUCAGAAUCUCGGACGGAGUGUUUGUCGUCCUGAAAAGUAUGAUCGAACAAACGAAAGAGGAAAUUAGGAAAACUUAAGGAUGCACGUAGGUUAGAGCAUCGCUCCAUCUGGAAGAUUUUCCGACUGGAUAAGCGAUAUUUAAUACGUAUGAUGGACGUAGAGAGGAUCGCGAUGUUUGCCGGCGUGGGCUUCGCCAUCGCUGUCGGCCUGUUUGUCCUGUGGGGUCCCUCGCCCAAACCCAGAAAAAAAGGCCAAGUUGUCGGGAUCAAUAAUUUUGGAUAUACAUGUUUCCUGAAUUCUCUCUUGCAAGCCCUGGCUGCUUGUCCUACGUUUAUUCUCUGGCUUCAAAGAGAGCAGGAGAAGAAAAGAAACUUUGCAGAUACACUAUUGUCUAUCCUCAAGAAGAUUAAUGGUUUUGCGGAGGACUUGUACGGUGAUGUGACACCUGUUGAAAUCAUUUCUUCCAUCGGUUCGUUAUGGAAUUUUGGACCUGGUCAUCAAGAUGUUCAUGAGCUAUUUCAUGUAGUUCUUAGCGCAUUAGAUGCUGAAAUGCAGCCUGCAAAUAGAAUAGGCUCUUUAUCUGACGCGCUGCCGCCAAGUCCAAAUACAGAGUUAAAUAUGAGAAAAGUAACUGACAGUCCUGAAGCUCAGGUUCUGAAUCUCAGAAGUGCAUCCUGCAACGACAUUGCAUCAGUGAAAAAUGGUACAGAUACUUCAAAGGGUUUCGAUAAGAACUGCAACAAUCAAAUGAUGACCUCAACGUCAUCCAUAUCUAGUAUGUCUCCAAGUAUCGGGUGUAAACCCGGUAUGAUCCUUGCUAGAUCCUCGGAAUUGCUGUCGCGAAGUAUUCAAAGCAAUGGCGAUUGCAAAAGUCCCUUCAGGUCGUGGAAAUCUCUAUGUACCAUGCCUUUUAUCAACAUUCCGUCAGUCUCGAUAGAGACGCAUCCGUUCUCGGGUCUAAUCACUAGCCAAAUUCAGUGCAACAGCUGUUUCUGGAAGUCUUCAGUACGUUACGACAAACUCGAGACUUUAUCGUUACCAUUACCGCCAUUUAGUAUUCUACGACAAUAUCAUACUUUGGAAUGGUUGCUAUCGCGUUUUGUGGAUAGCGAAAUGAUACGUGACGUGCAAUGUGAUGGAUGCUCGUUGCGCUGUCCUGCUGUCAAGACCCUCACUCUUGGAAAAUUACCCAAGUGCUUAUGUUUGCACAUCCCGAGGACAACGUGGAGUCCCUCGGGCGUGUUAAUUAAAAGAGACGAUCAUAUUACGUUUCCCGAACUUCUGGUGCUUGAUCCUUACACUUACACAGAGACGAAAAAGAGGAACGCGCAGGGUGAUGCGGUGAAGUUUCUCGAUAGCAGUUUGACAACGAUACAGGGUAAACAUAAAUAUCGAUUAUGCGCGGUGAUCGAACACCGCGGUCCAGUGGAUUCCGGUCACUUUGUUUGCUUUAGACGCGGAAAUAAAACGGAUCAAUGGCUGUACACGUCCGACAUCGUCGUCGAGAGCGUGUCUCUAACGCAGGUGCUGCUUGCUAGCCCGUACCUGCUUUUCUACGAGCGCAUUAGCAGCGGCGUUUGUCCUAGCUAGGAAUAAAUUUUCGAGGUGAUAGGCAAUCGAUAAGAAUUACAUAAUUGCGCGUCGGUCCGUUCUGUUUUUAGCUACGCUCUAUCACGUUUUUAACAUUUAAAGAGGUAUUAUAGCGUUGGAAAUAAUGCGGAAGGAUAGAAUUGCAGAUUUGCAAAUAAACGUAUAGGAAGUGCAGCUGAAAGAAGAACAGAAAUAAGAUUUAAAAAUUACAAGAGACUGUCGAAUUUUCCAUAAUUAGUUUAGUAUCGCUAUCGAUAUUGCGAUGUAAUGAUAAUAUACUUUGUUAUAAUAUGCGACUAUAGAAUGUGUCCUUAGGUAAUAUUUUAUAGCAGUGGCGAAAUAUAUCAAGUAUAUAAUCCAAAAUUCAGAAGCAUUUCAACAGAUACGAUAAUAAUUGCCAUUAUUAACGCUAGUGAAUUUAAUGUAGUUAGUUUUGUGAAAUUUCUUGCUUCUAACACGUAAAUUUCUACGAAAGAGAGACUGUCAAUUCUUAUACAAAUCGGUUUUUUGGAUCAAUUCAUCAUCAUUGAACUUCAUUUUAAUGAGGACUAGGAUCGUGCCAAUGAAAAAAUCUCCGAGUGAAAUUUAUUGAAAGAGAUAAAUGAGAUCUUGUAUUUUUUUAUAUAUAUUUAUGUUUAUAUCUUAUAAAGCUCUUCAACUUCUUGCAAUAUGUGCAAUUGUUAAGAAUAUUACUAUAAUUAUAAAGAC
This is a messenger RNA of Camponotus floridanus (Florida carpenter ant), 2395 nucleotides long. RefSeq names its product ubiquitin carboxyl-terminal hydrolase 30 (gene Usp30). Gene Ontology annotation, molecular function: cysteine-type endopeptidase activity; cysteine-type deubiquitinase activity. The transcript is spliced from 6 exons. Gene Ontology annotation, biological process: protein deubiquitination. The record is from RefSeq and is a predicted model, not a curated record. Gene Ontology annotation, cellular component: nucleus; cytosol. The coding region runs from base 245 to 1687 and encodes 480 amino acids. Lineage: Eukaryota; Metazoa; Arthropoda; Insecta; Hymenoptera; Formicidae.